AACUCAUAUUUUGUCCAAUCAUUAUCGUUUACUAUCUUCUCUCUUUGUUGGUUCAAGUGAACACACAUAACACUUUUCGUGUCUCUGAUUUUUCAAUUUGAUCAUCACACAACAAAUUCUUAGAUUAUUAUCUACAAGAUUUGUGAGGGGCCAACAAUGACGACAUCUCUGCUACUCCCAUCGCCUUCUUGUGCUUCGUUACUGAGCAAAGGGACUAAUAGACUUUGCACUCCUGCUUCAUUUCACACACUUAAAUCCCAUGUUAAGGGCUUCAGAGUGAGAGCCCUUAGAGAGAAAACAGAGGAAAUUGAAAGCCCUUCGCCUGAGGAAGUUACAAAGAAGUAUGGCCUUGAAGCUGGUCUUUGGAAGAUUUUCAGCUCCAAAGAGGAAGGAAAUGUUGAGGGCAAUUCUGACCAACAGAAAUCGAAGGGUGAUCAAGCCAAGGAAUUGCUUGCAAAAUAUGGAGGAGCAUACUUGGCAACCUCCAUUACUCUGUCAUUGAUCUCUUUCGCACUUUGUUAUGCAUUGAUCAGCGCUGGAAUUGAUGUCCAAAGUUUACUGCAGAAGGUUGGAAUCUCAACUGACGCGACUGGCGAAAAAGUUGGUACCUUUGCUUUGGCAUAUGCUGCACAUAAAGCUGCAUCUCCUAUUAGGUUUCCACCCACAGUAGCUCUUACCCCAAUUGUGGCUGGUUGGAUUGGAAAGAAGGUGGAGAAAGAUAAUUAGCUUGUAGUCAUACCUUCAGAUGCCAAACAGUGUUCCCCUGUAAUGUGCUUCUACAUUGUAUCUUCAUUUCCAUUGCCAUUUGGACAUGUUUUCCAUACUUGGGCAUGUACAUCCUUAUUACAUAACGAAAAUGAAAAUGGUUUAAUUAAAAAAUAAAAAAAAACCUAUUCGCCAAGUGUA
Messenger RNA from Cajanus cajan (pigeon pea), 906 nucleotides. RefSeq names its product FAM210B-like protein. Lineage: Eukaryota; Viridiplantae; Streptophyta; Magnoliopsida; Fabales; Fabaceae. Gene Ontology annotation, cellular component: chloroplast. The record is from RefSeq and is a predicted model, not a curated record.